AUGACGACCGAGGAGCCCAUCCGUGACGAACUCUUCUACUUUCACUCUGUCGUAUUCCAGGCCGAGAACCGCCUAUUCAAAGUCCCCCGUUACGGCCUACCUGGCGAUGCUGCCGUUUUUGAUUCGAUGUUCGCCAACGCCACUGGUGGAGCUGGCUCUUCCGACGAAAAUCCCAUUCGCCUCGACGCAGAUGUCAGUGCCACGGACUUCCGUAGCCUUCUCAAAGCCGCCUUCCCUCCACCCGGUGCGACGACUGCAGUGCUUACAUUGGACGAAUGGAUGGGCGUGCUUGCACUGGCGAAGAAGUGGAAUCUCGAAAGUAUGAGGGACAAAGCGGUCGCUGGUUCAGACGCGGAGAUACAGAAGAGGACGGUCAUCGACAAGAUUCUCAUUGCCAAGAAGUAUGGCGUAUCACAAUGGCUUAAGGAGGGGUAUCGUGCACUUGCGUCGCGUGGCGGUCCAAUCACCUCUCAAGAGCGCGAUGCCCUGGGCUGGGAGACGUACGGGCGUUUGAUGCAUGUGCGCGAGAACUGUCGCUGUUUAGACGUCGACGAUCAGGAUGCGUCUGGUGUGUCCUUGCCCGCAAUGCGGCACUGCACUGCUUGCGUCUCUGUCCAUCGGCCAUACUGCGCAGAGAACAAGAGCACUGCGGGUACUGACUGGGGGCGCCAAUGUAGCAUCUGCGGCUGCCGUCAUAUCCCGGGCUGCUGGGCCGUUGAUACUUCUGCCACGCCUCCGCGUAUGAAAGCUGGGGGCAACCAAAACUAUGACUUGGACGCGGCUAUUGAAGAGGAAUUUUUGUUGUCGAAGUAUUUGGGUUGA
Molecule: messenger RNA, 822 nt
Organism: Peniophora sp. CBMAI 1063
Lineage: Eukaryota; Fungi; Basidiomycota; Agaricomycetes; Russulales; Peniophoraceae
Source: the annotation of a GenBank genome assembly